AAGUUUGAACACACGCUCACAGCCAAACAAAUAUCCCGAUUUUAUGGCUAUUGAGUUAGCUGUAAAACGGCAACCUUAGUUGUCUUUAACAACCGUUCAUCAGCAGGCUGGCAGAGUUUAAAUAAACCGAUAUUGUGCCCGAUAUUGCUAGAUAUAUCUGUGUCAUUGAACGUGCACCGAGAGGCCUUUCCUGUAUCCCUCGAUUUCUCUCCCUUGAGUCUAGUGUACAAGAGCUCUUAUGGCAUGGUCAAGCAAUGCAAAGGAGGCUUAGAAGACGACUGUAAUUGAACCGUCAUAUGCUUUGCCUUACGUAUAAACAUACAACUAUCUAGAAGCGGAACUCACUGCGCAGUUUCAAAACUGAAAGAGAAGAGACAGACCACCUUCCUGUAUCUUCGUAUCUUGUCGUAAAGUUGGACAAGUUUUCAUUCCUACAUUUACUCGAAUCGCACAUGAGGGAUCGUGUUUUUAGCCUUCAUGACAACAGAGAAAUCUCAUUGGGCCUGGAUUCGGUCAGCAUGGCAGUUUCAACAAGGACUAAAGCAGGGCCAGAAAAAAUUGCAGAACACUCAUGAUUGUUUAAAGGGCGAUUCGAACACAAUACAGCGACAAGCAAGGUAUUCAUUAACAGACGGCCUAGUGAACUCUUCAUUCAUUACGCUCACGCCUUUUGAUGACAUAGCGGACCUGGCCCACCACAGCACCAUUUUUAACAUUGCGGCCAAAGGUGACAUCCAAGAAUUCGAGCGUCUCUAUGAGUUGGAUCAUUCUCGCCUACAUGUACAGGACCUUAAAGGCUUUGGAGUUCUCCAUCACGCAGCCGCAAAAGGCAAGAUGGUCGUCAUGGACUUUGUCCUCAGCCACGGUGGAGACAUUAACAUACAAGACUGCAGGGGAAACACGCCCUUGCACACGGCAGUAGAGAACAAGCAGAUGGCCAGCAUUGACUACCUGGUGACGAACGGAGCCGAAACCGCUGCUCGCAAUGACAAAUACUUAACACCGCUGAUACUGGCCAUAGACUUGGGUUACGUGGAUGUUGUGGAGGCUUUGUUGAAACACAAGGAAGUCAACCCAGAAGACAGAGGUGAAAAUGGUUCAACCCCGCUACACUACGCUGCCAACAAAGAUGAACCGGAGUGUGCGAGGCUCCUGCUCGCCAAUGGCGCCAAACCUUGCACCAAGUGUAACAAUGGCUUCUACCCUAUCCAUGUAGCUGCUUACCACGCCUCUGCAAAAACCAUGGACGUUCUGCUUGAGAAUGGAGAGGCGAUGGGAUACACAAGAACACAAAUGCUGAGUUUCUCGGACAAAGAAAGCAACAAUCCUCUGCAUGCUGCGGUUAACAGUGGUGAUCUGAAGGCUGUUCGUGUCUGUCGCGCAGGAGCGUCCGUUGAUGCUCAACAAGCGGACAAGUCUACACCGAUACACUACGCUGCGUCUCAGGGGGCCCUCGAAAUGAUUGAGCUGAUGUUUGAGAUGGGACGCCAGCGGCAUGCGAAGGCGGUGAACAUCAAAGACAGCCUAGGGAUGACGCCAUUACACAGAGCCGCCAUCUUUAAUCACGAGCCCGUCGUACGCUGCCUUCUCCAGAAUGGCGCGGACAUCAAUGUGGCUGACAAUCAAAGCCGGACACCACUGAUGGUAGCGGCUAAAGGCGCCUGGAAUACGGUCAGCUAUCUCCUGAAGGCUGGCGCUCUCAUCAACCUGAAGGACCAGCAGAAUAGGAACUUCCUCCACCUCGCCAUCAAAAGUGGCGCCAGACUUCAUCAUCUGGGAUGUGAAGUCGUUAAGAAUGUGAAGAACCUGUUGAACGAGAAGGACGAUUUGGGCUGUACACCGCUCCAUUACGCGUCUAAGGAAGGUUAUCUUUCCGCUAUUGAUGAUCUCAUCGGUCUUGGUGCCAUGCUGAACCCGAAAAACAACCAGAAACAAUCGCCAUUUCAUUUUGCAGCCAGAUACGGGCGAUACAACACGUGUAGGCGUCUCCUGGAUAGCGAACAAGGCGCCAAUAUCAUUAAUGAGUUAGACAGCGACGGUCGAUCUGCCCUCCACAUAGCCUCACAACAUGGGCACAUCAAAGUCGUUUCCCUUUUGAUGCAGCGGGGCGCUGCUGUCCACAAAGAUUUUAACGGCAAUUGUCCCUUACAUCUGGCUGCUACCAAUGGUUACACCCAGACAAUGCGCCUACUGCUCAGCGUUCACUCUAAUCUUCUAGACUCCAAGAACAGAGAAGGCGAUACCUCGCUCCACCUAGCGGCAAAAGAAAAUCAAACAGCGGCGAUAACUCUGCUGUUGACGCUGGGGGCGAAACUGGAACGGAACCACGAAAAAGUGACAUUCUUUGAUCACAUCCUCAACAGUCGGAACAGUGAUGCUGCCAUGGCGGUUGUGACUCAUGACAGGUGGCGGGAAAUUAUGGAGUUGUGUUCCACCACUUACAGAUGCCCAAUCAUCGGCCUCAUUCAGCAGCUACCGGAAAUAGCCCUUGUUGUCCUCGAUAGAUGCCAAACUUUUUCUGAACAUGACAGAAAUCACAAAAACUUCUCGGUAACCUACAACUUCAAGUAUCUCCAGUGCCCAAUAGCUUAUAUCAGAGAACAAAAGAAGCUGGGAAACGACGUAUCGCCUAUGUCGUCAGUCAAUGCUAUGGUGAAGUUUGGCCGCGUGGACUGUCUCGCUCAUCCAGUCUGUGUUAAUUUUCUGAAGAUGAAAUGGAAUGCCUACGGUAUGUGGUUUCAUUUUUUCAACCUGGCCAUAUACUUGAUUUUUCUGGGCCUUUUGACGAGGUUCGUGACAGUCCACACUCCCAGGACUGACCUAUCAUUCGCCGGAAAUAGAUCAAACUUGACAGAGCCCAACCGGAUGUACACACAGCCCAUCACAGCUGCCUCCAUUGUAUCUCUGUACAUUAUUGUCAUCUUCUCAAUCAUCAACAUGAUUAAAGAAAUCGCCCAAAUGAUACACCAGAAAAAGCGUUACUUUCUGGACCAGAGUAACUUGAUGGAGUGGGGCUUGUAUGUAACGACCACGGUGUUCACUGCCCCAUUCCUCACCGGGUGUUCCACGCAUGCGCAAUGGGAAGCCGGCUCCAUUGCCAUUUUCCUAGCCUGGUUUAACUUAUUGCUAUACCUGCAAAGAUUUGACUUCUUCGGCAUUUACGUGGUGAUGUUCCUAGAGAUAAUGAAGACUCUGCUACAGGUGUUAUGUGUCUUCUCUAUACUAAUCGUAGCCUUUGGACUUUCCUUCUUCAUGCUCAUGGGAAACGAGCACUCUCGCGCCUACUCCACGCCUGGGCUUUCCUUGCUCAGAACGGCCAUUAUGAUGUUAGAGCUGGACUACAUGGAUUCCUUCAACAGUCCUUACGUCGACCAAGAUCCUUCAACCCUUUAUUUCAACAAUUUAACUCUGGUCAUGCUGGUUCUCUUCGUCUUACUCAUGCCCAUACUGCUAAUGAAUUUACUGAUUGGCUUGGCUGUAGGUGAUAUCGAGGCUGUGCAGAGAGACGCUCGCCUCAAAAGACUGGCUAUGCAGGUGGAACAUCACACUGACUUGGAACGUAAAAUGCCUCAGAAAAUCCUUGAGAAAGUGGACAAAGUGGAGUACACUGUUCAUCCCAACUGCGGCCAGCAAAUGAUGAUAGGUUUACUGUUGAGGGUCACUUCCGUGUCUGACGAGCAUCCAAUGGACGAUAACAGUUCCUGCAGGGGAGGGUCGUUUGUCAGUAACUCUCGUCUGUACGAGGAAAUGUACAAACAGAAACAAAGGAUGAAGGAUAUGUCGAGUAUGAUGAGUAAGCAGAGCGACCUGCUCAGAAUGAUCGUUCAGAAAAUGGACAUCAAUAUGGAGGACGAUUUCCGCGACGAGGGAUCUUCUACUUCAGAUAGUUUGGAGAGCCUCAAAUCUAGCGUCGGUUUCGCCAAAAAUCCCUCCUGGACCAAACCUGCCAAUGUCUUUAAGCAGUCAGCGGUCAUCUCAAAAUGGAAGAAAGAUAUGAAUAAACACCCUAAAUCUUAAGGAUGACGUAGGUUGUUAAAUACUGGACACAAUUCUUACCAGAAAGGGUCACUUCAAAACGAAUUUGUGUGAUUUGUGACAGCAGGCGCAUAGCUCACCUGAUUAAGAGAAGUCAUAUGAAUUGUUAGUCAUUGUAACAUCGUGACCUCUACUCGUUAACUUGGAAGUCUUUCCUUCAUUUUAUAUUUGAAGUUAACCCCAUUUUUACAGCAAGAUGCAGGGUAGUCUUCAAUGUGCAUGGGCAGAUACUGAAUGGUGUAAAAGCAAAGUCUUUUGAAACUUAGAUCGGACGUUGGCCAAAGAGUUCGCAAGUUCCAACCAAGGUUCAGACACUUGAUUUGUUCAAGACUUCAAAGGUAUUUAGCGACCGGCUGUGGUUUCUACCGAUUCCCCUUUGUGUUGAGAUAAAUUGUUCUUAAAGGAAAAGACCUCUAAAAUCGAAGUAGGUAUCACUAAAUAGACCACUUAAAGCUAUGCACAAAUAUACUUUCAUUUAUUUUUUUAGGUUUUUGUGAAGAUACUGAAAGGCGUUCAAACAUUUGAAUUCUAAGGUGGGCUUUAGGGACUCUGACGUGACAUGAAGUUUUUUCAACUCUAAUCACGACACUAAAUAUUUUAAUAACUCAUUUUACCCAUGAGUAAAAGAUUACUGAUGACAGAUUCCCCAAAAUUCCUUCCUUCUGGUGAACAUCAGAAAAAAAGGUGAUGUGACGUCAGAGUUCCUUGAUACCGUCUAAUUAUUAUCUAAUGAUACCGAAUAAUUAUUUUUUGCCUUACUGAAGACUAGGCCAGUCAAACAAAUUCUGUAAGAAUAUAUAUAGGUAUCAGUAAAUGUUCUUGUUUUGUGAAUGUGGUUGUUGUUGUUACGGUUGUGGUGUAAUUGGUAGUUCUCUUGGCUGUAUUUAUAUUAGCGAUAUUCAAAGGCUCUUGUGAUGAAACGUGGGAUUUGAUAGUCAGAUUCGUUUAGGAAAAGUUACAGCUAAAAUGAACCUGUGUGUAUCAAUUCGACUUAAAUCUGCCUUGGCAAUUUUGUAUGCUGAACUAAGUUUGUGUUACGUUUACUACAUCGAUUUGUGCGUGGCUAUGUUUUUCUCUUGGCCAGUAGCAUAUGAGUUGGGAACGUAUAAAAUUCAUUCGAAAUGGCACGAAAUUGUUUUGCGGAUUUCAUUCGUCUUAUUAUUCCUCUGCCAGUACCCGAGGCUUGAGGAUAA
Molecule: messenger RNA, 5228 nt
Organism: Liolophura sinensis
Lineage: Eukaryota; Metazoa; Mollusca; Polyplacophora; Chitonida; Chitonidae
Product: transient receptor potential cation channel subfamily A member 1-like
Biological process (GO): monoatomic ion transmembrane transport
Cellular component (GO): transmembrane transporter complex; membrane
Molecular function (GO): monoatomic ion channel activity; protein binding
Source: RefSeq, a predicted model, not a curated record